Trypanosoma cruzi is the source of this 1467-nucleotide messenger RNA. RefSeq names its product RNA-binding protein, putative. The transcript has a single exon. The record is from RefSeq and is a predicted model, not a curated record. Gene Ontology annotation, molecular function: RNA binding. The coding region runs from base 1 to 1467 and encodes 488 amino acids. NCBI's taxonomy places the organism in Eukaryota, Euglenozoa, Kinetoplastea, Trypanosomatida, Trypanosomatidae.
AUGGGUACGGGUGUGGUGAAGCGGAAGCCAACACCCUCCGCCCUUCGAAAGAAAAAGGCACAUCAGCGUAUCCGAAAGCAGCUACGGCGCAGGCUGGAGAAGAAGAGGCCAAACUGGAAGGCCGCCUUAGCGAGGGCAUACGUUGGCCCCGGCAACAGUGGGAAGAAGAGGGAGCCCUUUGGGAAAAACAAAAGAAAGCGCCCACGUGACGCUGAUGUUGACGGCGAUGCUGCUGCUGCUGCUGAUGGUGAUGGUGACAAUGAUAAUGAUGGGGAGGUGCAAAGUGACGUGGAUGAGGAGAAACAGGAGCGCAUGAACCAGCGGGACCCGCUUGAAACACAACUGUUUCUUAAGCGACUUCCAUUAGACACGUCCGAAGAGGAGAUGAUGAAGUUUUUUGAGUCCCGCUUUGGGAAGGUGCGCCGUGUGCUGCUUGUGCGCAACAGGGCGACCAAAACACUGGCGGGAACGGGGUUUGUUCACUGCGGCUCCGUCGAGUUGGCCGACAAGAUAUUUGAACAUGCACAGCAGAACACCCGCGAGCUUGCCGCCGCCAACCGGGAGGAAUGGCAGGAAAAGACGACGGACCUCUCGCACUGCCAGGCGAAACGCAUGCGGUUCAAACUUCGCACCGAUGCGUGCAUGUUCCGUGAUCCGUUUUUGAAUAUCCGCGAGACACGCUUCACGGUACAUCGCGUGCUUUCGAGAACCGACUCACAGGAGACCUCCGCGGCACUGCAGAAAAAGAAAAAGCGGACAAAAGUAGCUGCCGAUGACCCGCGUCACUUAUACCUGCUUCGGGAGGGACUAAUUCUUCCGGAUACUCCCGCUGCUCGCGGCCUGCAUCCACAAUAUCUUACCAUGAUUCAACAAGACUACGAGGCCCGCAAGGAACAGCUACGCAACAGCAACCUUUUUGUGAGCACCACCCGCUUGAAUGUGCGCAACUUGCCGCGCACCAUGUUGGAGAAGGAGGUGCGGGCCAUAUUCGCCGCCCCAGUGCGCUCCUUCCUCAAGGAAAACAAGGAGCAUAUGGACAAGGACAAGUGGGGCAAGUAUGGCCCAAUCAAAAACGUUAAGCUGGUAAAGGACUCCGCCGGCACUUCAAGGGGAUACGCCUUCAUUGAGUUUGUCAAUCACCCAAUAGCCCUGCACGCACUGCGCACGAUUAACAACAACCCUACCAUCUUUGGGGACAGGCGACGCCUGAUGGUUUCUUUCGCGAUUGAGGACAUCAACGCCAUUCAAAAACUGCAGCGUAUGCGAGAAAUACGGCGCCAGCAUCAAACCCCACGUGGAGAAAAGAGCAAUGAAGAGGGAUGCAUGGAGGGGCCCGCCGUGCAUGCGGACGGACAGGGGCGGACCGUGGGAGGGAAACAAAAACAACAACAACCGCCCAAUAAAAUGAAGGGAAGGAAAGCGGCCACGGGGAAUCGGAUAAUCGGCAGAACAGCGCCGGAGGAGUGA